AUGUCGGUGGGCGUCCGGCAGCUCACGGUGCUGGGAGAGUUUAGGCCGCAUGGGAUCGUCGCUGAAGCACUCGACGGGAAGCCUGCGCCAGGGGAGGAUGCCGAGGCGGAGGACAGAUUCGACUACUUCCUCUUCGACCCAGACAUCACUGGCGACCGGGAUGAGUCUCUGUUCGAAGACCACCCUUUUCCGACGUCCUCUUCCCCAUUCAAUCAUAGCGACCACGAGAUAUUCAUUCGGGGAAACCGGUCCUCUCUCUCUCUCUCUCUCUCUCUCUCCCCUCUCUCCCCCCCCUCACUUGUCUACACCCCAAUCAGGGGGUUUAUUCGCUCGUUGUUGUAACUGCAUUCCUGUUCCACCAGUGUGAUCUGGAGCGCUGGCUCAAGGAUAGAGAAAAGAUACAGCUCACCCACUUCCGUCUUAAUGGUACGUGCCUAGAUAAUGCAGCAAUCUGCUUCAUCGGCAGCGGAAUCGUAUUAUAACGAAAAAAACUGGUUUUUGUUUUUCAUUUAUCCCUUCGUUUCACCUUCGUCAUCUUACUUGAGAAAAUACAGUGAAGUCUGUGACUAGGCAUUAUCAAGUCUAAUCGUUAGCUCCCUCACAUCAUUUUUUAAAGUACGAUUUUUUUAGUAAAUCGUUCGAGUAGAACUAUCGGUCAACUAUGCAAUGCUCAAGUUCCAGAGUAAAUGGGAAAGUACUGAAAAGUGGUUACAAAUCAAAAUGUCAAGUACUUGACCAUUGGUCUACAAUUCGUUUUCGCUCCUUGCUAUAUCACUUUAGAAUCUGUUAUACUGCAAUGACAGGAAUGUUUGAACAAUGCUAGGCAUUCAGAAUAACCUGCAAGGAAUAAAGAGGAGUUUUAGAGCUUACCUAUAUUUCUCAGAUGAUAAUCUUAUGUAGUAGAGUCGCUGUUAGGUGGUUUGAUAGCCCACUUUUUGUAAAGAAAAAAAUCCUUCCUAAACAUGUCCAUGAAACUCAACACAGAUCAUUUAAUUUGAAGUAAAAGAUACAAGGUUGCAUGUGAUGAAUUACCCUCAUAUUUUAUUAAUUGGGACGGUCUUCUGUUUGUCUUCUGUUUAUCUUCUGUGAAAACAAUUUAUAUCUUAAAAAAAAAUGAAAACAAUUUAAACCUUUAAAAAAAAUAAAAAAAAAAUACUGGUUUUUAGUGGAUUCCCAGAUCUGUGUAGUUUCGAACUUGAAGAAGGUCUGUUCAUAACACAUGAUAUAAAUUAUUGUAAUUCGUUGAGUGGAGGUUUCGUAUGCUUAUUAAAGAAAACUCUAUGUGUCAAUCAAGAAACUAGGUUUUUUGUUUGCGGUGAAAGAAAUGAGUGGAAAACCUGCCAUUACUUCGCCCUUCUAUCCCCUAGUUUCAAGACACAUCUCACUGCCUUCUGUUUUGGCGCUGGUUGAAUAAACUUUAUGAUCCUGACAGGAGGGUAUAGUGGAGAUAUUUUCCUAGAAGCACUUAAGCAUGUCAUUUGACUUGAUUAAGAGUAGAUGAAGAAAGUGGAGGAAGGAUUUUCUUUGGGUCAUCAAAAGGAUACCUGUCAAGACUAUCUGCUUAAUUCAUGAACGGUUAUCUUAUGUAAGCUGCAUAAAAAAUAGAUGCUUUUUUUAAUUGGCAACAAGCUCAAUUGCCAGCAUUGAUUUUGUAAAUUUUACUGUAUCUUCUGAGAGGCCGAUGAUCUUGGUGAUUCCACUGCAAAGGAAGCGAAUACAUUUCUUAAGCAACAUAGGAGUUGUUUCCUCAUAUCUCACUUUUCUUGAAGCAGAAAUAUUGUUAAUUAAUUUGUGUGGUGUCUUUUUUUCUUUUGAACCAAAGACAGAACCAUGUUAAUGCACUGUUAGGAGCGAAAGUUGAAAGUUGGCUUGUAUUUACUGUAUUCCAACCAUUUCCAUGGCUUUUAUUCCUAGAGAGAUUUUUUCUUGUGACAAUUUAUUUGUUCUCAUUCAAGUCAUAUGGAUGACUAUUUCUUGUCUGUGUGCUCUUUACUUCAUUAUAUCAAUUUUAUGAGCAACAGAAGCAGUUAGAUCGUCUAAUUUUGAUUUCAGCUUUUCUGAAGAAGUUUUAUCCAUUUUCAGGCAUGUUGGUGUCAUAUGGAAUCUAUUGCUGAAGCUCUUCUUUGUGUGCUGCAGAUUGACAGUCUGUCAAUCUACAGUUCAUCUGGUGAGAAAAACUGUGCUUGUUAAAUUACUGAUAUUUAGUCAAUAUCAAAUAACCUUUUUACCAACUAUCACGGUCUUCACUUCGUGCAUGCCUCGACAAUUGGCUACCUACAUAUCGUUGUUCUCUGCCAUACAUGAAAUUUAUACUUAUUGGAAGCCGAUGAUGCCAUUCUCCCUACUCAGAGGAUAUUCUCAUUAAUUUCUGGUAAUCUAUCUUCGCAGGUGAAGUGGGCUCCAUUCCUUUGCCUUAUUCUAUAGGGGCCAUCUGGUCUCUUCCUCUUGGUUUAUUACUACAAAAGGAAACUGAUGGCAAUCAGCCAAUGCACGUGUCUUAUUCUUCUUCAAGCUCAUUGCUAAAUACUCGUGAUUUAUCUCGUCCAAAUAAGGAGUUUUUGUCCAGUCAAAUUGCCUCUAACUUAUUCGGUCCAUAUGAUCAUGCCAUAAAGGGGGAUGGAGUAGAUGGGGCAUCACAUUUGAUUCUUAAGCAUCCACUCGAAGAACCUCAGGUCUCUUUAUUUUUUCAUUUAUUAACUCAUCUUUCUUCUAUUGAUUAGUCUUGUGGUGUACAAAUGUUCCUUAUACAUGCUUGUUUUCUAUAUUGAUUCGCAAAUUCUUAUUUGAAGUUGUGAAGGUCUAUAAUUACGAAAGUUAUUGGUUUAGUUUCUUCUUACUUGUUUGUGAGGUCUGUCACUGUCCCACUCUUUCUCCUUAUUUCAAAAAGUGUUGGGGAUACUGACGGAAACUAAACAAGUAUAAAUAGUUGGGAAAAUUUUCUGUCUUGCCAAUUCGUCGAGCAAUUGCUAGCUAUGUACAAUUACUCUGGCUCCCAAAAAUGAAAAACUACCUAUGUUAGAUCCCACGAUUUAUGGGAUACUCAACAAAACUAGGAAACUGACCAACUGAAACUAUUAAUUACACGUUUUCACCUGCAGAUACCACAAAGCUCUCCAAUUGAAGUUUUAUUCCAGAAAGUAGGCGAUAUCUUUUUAGUUACAACAUAAUCAGUUUCAACUGCUCAAAGAAAACUGCUUGGAAUCUUUCUGUGACCAUAGCUUAAUAUGGUGAAUGAAAAUGUACAAAUGAAGUUUCAUUGACCAGGAGGGAAAGAGAGGCUUCGAUCCUUUAUUUCCCUCAUGAAGGAUUCUCGGGUCCAUCUAUGUGCACAAUCUUCGUACAAGAUUGCUGGCAGCAGCCCAAAGGGAAUUUGUUUGGAAUGACUCUUAAUGGAUCAUCUGUUUGGAACGAUCCAUCUUUCUUUCAAAGUUUCUUUCCAUCAGCUGACUCUUAAGUCAGCUAAUCCUCAUGCAGACGACGACUCAAGAAGUAGGACAUCCAGAUCGCCUAAUGAUACGUCAGAUCAUGUCAUAUUGCCAUCAUUCAAUCCUUCUGUGUUUGUAAAAAUCUGAAGUUGCAUAUCUUCUUGUUGGAUUUUUCAUUUCACUCUUUUGAAACGAGAAGAAACAAACUUUUUGUGAGGGUUUUGCCUGGGGUUGAAGAGUUGUGAAUGUCAACUGUUUAGUCGGUGGGAGUAAAUUAUCCUGUCCAAUGCCAUACUGCGAUUAAGAUUGGUUGCCUUUGUAGUUUGCGAAACUGACAUCAUUUUGUUGUAUACCCUUUGCUCAUUUUGUUUGUUUAAGCAACACUGCAGAUAUUUGUAUACAUCAGAAAUUAUUACAAUUUUUAAACACCAUAUUUUCUGAUCUAUUCCAUUUGCAGGUGACGUAUGUCGAAGAGAGGGGCAAGUUGGCCAUUAUGAAAGAUUUUGACGAAAGAAUUAUUUGGACUAGUGAUAUUAUUCCUUUGAUGUCAUCGUAUCACAAAGGUUCAUCAAUUACGCAUGCUUCCAUCAAUAUCUAAAAUAAGAUUGUAGAAUUGAAACAUUAACUUCCAGCUUUAGAGCAUUAAACCGCGUUUCCUUUUUCCUUCCACUGUUCUUAACGCCUUCUUCAUUAACUUCUAUUGCAGGCAAGAUGAAACAUUCUAUUUGGCUUCUGGAAGUUGCACAUCCUGAAAGUGAAAUAGUUACUGCAAGUCGCACUGUUGAAGAGGUUUUGGACGCACCAUCUUCAAAACUAUUUUCUUUUAGAAGGAUAUGGCAAGGAACGUGUUCCCAGUGUGCUGCCAGUGAGGUGAUUCUCCGUAAUUGUUUUGUUUCUCGAUAAAUUUACCAUGGUAGACAGUAUAUCACAUUUCGGUUGCCUGUUGGAUGGUCCUUUGGCGAGUAACUCCAUGCAUGGAUUUUCAUUGCGAUUCAUAUUUGUAUCACUUGAUUAUGAUCAUCGAAUCCUUACAGUAAAGGAUAGUGGGCGCCCAUCAUGAUCUCAUUUUAUCAAUCCAAGGUUGUCUAUGCUUAGAGAUACAAUUCUGUAGGAAACUUUCUGAAUGCUUGCUGUGAAGGAUUACAAAUUCUCAAAUCAUCAUCUCUAAACUCCAGGUUAGGGGGCAAACAAGAAGACAACAAUUUUCAUGGGGUCACCUGAGAUAUGCUUUGAGAUGUAGGCAGCCCUGAUGUCCAGGGUGUCCAGGCUCGCCUUUUUGAUAAACAGAGACAGUAGAAAAAAAGGGUUCUGUACCAUGAACUUUGAAGGUGAGCUGUCUAACAUGGCACUUGCCUUGACCACUCUGCUGACUUUGGCAAGAAACUUCUCCCUUGUUGGGAUUGACAGCCUCUGUCAAAGGAAAGAAUAAUCAUGUAGGACUGGUGCCAUUCCAUACUCGAUCCGCUGCCUGGUGUAUACCUUUCAAUGAGACUCUUGUUUCGCUAGAGCAUUUAGAACACGACCUAACUAAACCUCACUUACCGGUAUCUGAGCAAUUCUUCCAGUGAAAUACCCUAGUAUAUGAAAGAAUGAAAAAGUGCUUUCUUUGCGGGCACAUAACUUCCUCUAAAUGAUAAUGCAUUGGACGUCUGGGGCCAUUCUUUUAGUUUUAGUUGCAGUCAAAAUACUAAAUAUCAUUUUGUGACUAAUUUAGUUAUAUUGAAAGAUCGAACUAGGUCCGGUGUGCCAGGAAGACUACCCUUGCGCCUGUGGAGAAAAACUCCAAGUUCAAACCGACAGAACCUUUUCUAUCAUUCAAAAAGAUAUUUACAAAUUGGAGGGGUCUGGUAUUUAUACCAGAAAUGGAAGGCUCUUGACACUUAUAGCUAUCCUUGGGAUUAUGUGUCCCGUCAAUGAGUUAAAAAGUUUUAUCAUAUUGUUUUCAUGUCUAUCAGAGGUACUGCUUUUUUUUUAUUUAUUUAUUUCCAUAUAUUAGCUACCCUUCGUGAUAUAUUUACACAUAUAUUCUCUUUAUCUUAUUCAGUACUUAUUUGAUAGUUCAUAAUAUUUCCUAUUAUUUUUAAGUUAUUUAAAAUUAGACCUGCCCUAGGUUAUGCUUGAUGGCUGACGUUAUUGACUAUGCAGCACGCCGUCCCCUUGCUAGCCUUACAUAUCGUGUAUGUGAAAAUUCUACCCUCAAUUUGUAAGAUAACAAAACUCAAGGAAUUGGUGAAAAUUACCACCUGAAAAACACAGAAUACUCCUAUAUCACAAAUGAAACAUUUGAAAAUUGACUUUAAGCCAUCUGAUUUUACUGUUUGCCAGUAACCUCAACGAGAAUGUCAGUGUAUAAGAACCUUCAAAUGAAGGGAGAAAGGCGGAACACCAGGAAAACCCUAGGUGUUGACAUAGAGAAGAGAUGAGUAUAGAUGGAGCCCCAAAAGACCCUAUGUCAGAUGGUGGAGAGAGAACCUCUCUCCUUACAUUUGUCAUAAAGGGUAAUGCCCUAAACAGUACAGAUUUAGUGGACCCAGACUGGAUUUGGGAUAUAAUACGUUAGCGGGCUCAAUAAGAUCCGAGAUGUGAUGGAACCAACAAACUCUAAUACAGAGAAACAAAAAAAGGAUAACUGGUUCUCAAUACAGGGUUAAUUUUAAUUAUUGUCGUCUGAUGAAUAGUUUAAUUUAUUUUUUCACCUUUUUAUUAUUUUAUUGUUUUCUCAUGUUACUAGCAGGUUGGCUUUUAUGAUGGGUAAAUCGUGGGGCCAAAAAUCCAUAAACAAUAGAAAUGCUUGUUUUCUCAUUUUUAGUCAUAUUUCCCACUUCACUGGUUAGGUGUUUAUGGCGACUGAUGUUGAUGGAGUGCCUAUCAUCUGUUUCCUUCUACAAGAGCAAAAACUGCUGCUUGCUGUGAGGAUACUGGUUGAUGAGAUGAUGGGCGAUGUUCCUGUUGAUUUUAGGCCUCAUACGAGCUGGACGAUUCACGCAAUCGCUGCUGUGCCAGUGGUUGUGACUCGCCCAAGGUAUUUGUGACUAAUUUCACCUCACAAGAUCCAUCUUACCAUUUUACCAAUAAGCAUUCAUAUUUUUUUCUAACUGCAGAGUUCAAGUUGGUCACCUUCCAUUCCAUGACAUCGUUGUUUUAACAUCCGACAAUAGUCUUCUACUUUAUGUAAGUUGCUCGCUUAUGAAAGUUGAAAGUUCUUUUCAUGCAACCUGUGCCUGUUCAUCUUCUAUGCCAUUUUUUAUCUUUUUUUCAAUCAUUGAUCUAUCAUGUUACAUUUAUUCUGUACAAGGAACUUAUGGGCUUUUCCUGUGCUAAAACUGCAGUCUGGAAAGCAGUGCCUCUGCAGAUAUGUUUUACCUUGUGGUUUGGGAAGAAGUGCUGUAUUUAAUGAUAUGGUCCCCACUGAAUCAGUUGCUAUUUAUAAUGAUCUGAAGAUCACAGGAGUAGCUGAUCCUGUUCGGGGUAGAAUUAAUGUGAUUGUCGAUAAUGGCCAGGUUUGUCUUGAUGUAGAAAUGACUCAUUAUUUGUGUUUGGUUUUUCUGGUGCCCGCUCCCUUUCAUUCGAUUCUCCUCAUCAUCUGUGUUAUUUUCUAUAUCCCGGGUUAAGCAUGCAUUGGCUCAAGUUUCUCUUAAAGUCGUGUCGUGAGAGUUCGUAUUAUUACCCACUUUUGAUGCACAUUGGUCCUUACCAUUACCGUUUAUUGAGAAACAAAUUAUUCAAACCAGUCUUCUAUCUCGAGGACUAAAAAUCUGAACAGAUCACAUACCAUAUAACGUAUUGAUAAAUGACGGUGGCUAGCACCCCACAACAUGGGUUACAUGACACAACACUGCUGUGGUAGCAGCUAGAUCAGACAAGCCCGCUGGUCACUCAUCUUAAUCUCACUGCCAUGAUACAAUGUAUAGGUCGAGGGAGAUGUUUGUCUCCGAACCGUAUGAUCCGUAUCUUAAUCACAUUUGCAGAUAGGUGAAGCAUUUUUCAAGUACACUUUGGUCCACCUUUCUUUUGCGACGUGAGAAGCUUUUGUUUUGCAUAUACAUAUACAUAUACUUUGGCAAUGCAGUUGUCAAAAGCACCAAAUUCUAUGCUUACCUAUUUUAAAUCCCAUUGAAGUUCAACGUACGUUUAUUGAAAUAUGUGGUGGAAUGAUGAUCAUGGUCGUAAGGUAUUUGUAGGAAGUCCAUUUAUUGCAGUCAAUAAAUUUUCGUAGGUGGUUGGAAUAAGUCCAUUUAAUGCAAUCAAUACACUAUCCCUGAUGGACCAGAUGAUGUAAUAGUCUUCAUCAUAACAUGGGAGUCUACAAUGAUCCUUGAAAUUUUUUAAAAAGCUUUUUCUCCAAAACCCUGUGCAGACAAAUAGUAUUUGGUAUGGUAUAUCUUAUGUUCUUCUUUGCUUUUUCUGAUGUUGAAGGCUUUUCUUUUCUUUUGUUAGAUGUUCAGAUGUGCACUACGAAGAAAUCCUUCAUCAUCACUGGCGAAUGAUUGUAUCACAGCCAUGGCAGAGGGCCUUCAUUCUUCUUUUUACAAUUAUUUUAUUAUUUCACUAUGGGGAGAUGGAGAUUCUUCUUAUUUAUCUCGUACCGAUUCACAUUUUGACUUAGAAUGGGGGUCUUUAAAGAAUGUGCUGAUUGGAAUUUGUCAAAAAUGUGGAUCUGGUUUCCAAAAUGCUCCCCUUGAAUCAUAUGACACCUCAUGGAACUUUUUAAUUAACAGCAAAUUUCACAAAAAUUACCAUCAGCGCUCAUCUUUCACUGGCCUCUCUUUUUCAACUAUCCACAAUACUGGGCUUUUUGAACCCUCAGCUGGGUGCAUAAAAGCUGGAGAACAUCAAGAGACAUCCUUUUAUUCUCAGCUUCUGAUGGGAGCUCUGGAUGCUCUGCAUGCGCUUUAUGAGUGUUUGAAGCUUGAUAACCUUCGGAAACAGUAAGAUUUCCUCGUUCUUAAGAUUUCUUUACCUCUUGUCAGUAGUUUGGUACGUCAUUAUUUUAUGUUUAUUCUCAGGUGUUAUACUUCAAUUAAGUACAAGUCAGGUAUCCUUUUUUCCAUUUUAGAAAAACAUGAGAAGCUUUGCUUUGUCGUAUCCACUCAGUGACUUUGUUGAAUUAAUCCCAUCUAAUCAGGAUCAAAGAUUCAUGUAUUUUCAUAUUGUGAUUAUUGCUUGAUCUGAUCCACAACAUGUAUCUCUGGCCUGUGUGUUGCCGUCUGUAAAUGGCUGUUCAACUAGGCAGACCGGACAACAUGUAUCUCUGGCCUGUGUGUUGCCGUCUGUAAAUGGCUGUUCAACUAGGCAGACCGGACAACAUGUAUCUCUGGCCUACCUUGUCACCUCAGUGACGCUUCAAAAGCUUGGCUUAAGGAGGAACUUGCUGAUUAACCUGCUAUUAACGUACCAUCUUCGGUUUCUUUUUUCUUUCCAUGUAGACCUGAGAUGUAGUACAUUUGUGACUAGAUUGUACGUGCAUGGUUUGGGCAAGUGAUAAAUUGUCUGAUGAACCACCAAAACAACAUCAUGUGGUUUGAAAAUUUCAUUGCAGGCAUUUUGAAGGGAUUAGCUGUCACCUUGAUAUCUGUUUUCCUAUGUGCCAGAUGUUUGAGAAUAAUUCCAUUUCACCUUUAUUCAUUGUAGAAUUAAUUUUUGUCGAAACCUCAUUUGAGUAUUUACUUCACUUAUUGAAUAUUUUUGGAUUUGAUGAGUGAUAGUUCGAGAAAGUCAUGGUAACUUUGCUCUGUUUAAAUAAAGUAUGAAAUUGUAAAUGGAUAGGUCUGUUAAACAGAACAAAGCAAAGAAUAAAAGACAACCGAAAUAUUACUUAAAAUGGGUAAAACAUCAUAUUCCCCGCACCUCAUCCAGGAAGAUGCCAUUUGCCAGGACCAUCUUGGUGGAAGAUUUUAAACCUGGUUAGUAUGGAUUGCAUCAAGCUAGUAUUCCGCUUUGGCAUAAUGUCUUUCAAAUUUUACAUGAUGGUCGUAAUUUACAUUGUUCUUUGUUCUUUUUCAGCUACAUACGGUUUCGCACGAGUGUUUUCUAAGCAUGCUAUUACCUAAAGAGUGCAUUCUUCCCACUAAAUUGUGCACAUGAUGACCAAAAAAAUAUUUUUGUUCUUACAGUGACUUGACACUUCUCGUUGAUCUUUUGUGUUACAUCGCCAUUUCAUUGGGUGAGACAAGCUAUGUGGACCACUACAUUCGUGAUUUUCCAUGUGUUACACCAGACAUUGCGACUGCCCAUGUUUCCCCUUCUCCCAGAAGCCCACCAUGUCUUCUUAGGUGGCUUGAAAAAUGCCUGCAGUAUGGCUGCAAAUCUGAACAUGUAAACGACCUUCCUGAUAUGGUGUGCAAGGAUAAAUGUUCUGCAGUUAGCUGGGCCCGAAAGAUUGUGGCCUUCUUCAGUCUACUAUUAGGUGCAGAAAGGAAUGAAAGGAAGCUUUCUUCUGGAGUUUAUUGUGAUAUUGCAAAUGGAUCAGCCAUUACCCCUGAGGAGCUCACUGUCUUAGCAAUGGUUGCUGAGAGAUUUGGUCUCCAGCAUUUGGAUUUACUACCUGCAGGCGUCUCCCUUCCCCUGAGACAUGUAAGUUUAUCUUUUCCAUUGAGAAGAAGUCAAUAAAUGUUAAAGAGCUUAUAUCAACAGUAUAACACUAGUUUAUGUAGGGUGGUUUCAUGGUCAUUUAUAGCCUUUAAUUUUGAUAUAAGGAGAGCCAGAGAUGGUUUAGUGGAUUUAAUGUAUAGACAAGCAGCAUUAUGCUCCCAUAUCUUUCAUCGGCAUGGAAGGAAAUUUUUCAAUCCAAGUUCUGAGAGUGCCAAGGGCGAGAGUUUAAAAGCUGUAUGGUAUUUGGUUGUUUUUGUAUGUAUGCUUGAAAUCGCAUUUUAAACAUGGAUGUUUUGAUACUUUUAGGCACUAGAUAAAUGCAGAGAAUCUCCACCGACAGACUGGCCUGCUGCUGCUUAUGUACUCAUUGGCCGGGAAGAUUUAGCAAUGGGAUGCUUGGGCUUCUCUAGAAAGCUUAACGAGCUUGAAUCACGAACUUAUUUGAAUUUGAUAUCUAUAUGUACACCGUAUGUGCUUCCUCUGAAGCCAGUGACUAUUCCUUCCUCAGUGUGUGAUCUCAUGCAAUCUGACUAUAUGAAAAUUGAGGAAAUAGGAUCCCUCGAUGAUCCUUUUGAAGAUGGCAUGGAGCACAUGAUCAAUUCAAGCACAAAACUGCGUUAUGGUCGUGAUCUAAGACUGAAUGAGGUUUGAUCCUGAUUCUGUAAAGUAUUUCUAUUGUCUGAUGAAUAUUUGGUGGUUUUUCUUAUUUUAUUUGCUGCUGGCACAUGAAUGCCUCUCAUGCAUUGUGGGUGAAAAGACUUCUGAAUGAUCGAACUAUUGCUAUAUGCUAGCCUUGCACCUUUGACUAUCAUUGCCUGCUCCUCUCCAUCUGAACUCUGAAGAACGUGAAAAUCAGUGCCUCCUUGAUUGAUAAGGCUGCUAAUGCUGUAAGGCGAAACCGAGUGCAGGCAUUGUCCGGUAACCAUGCAUCAAAUGGGAGGCAUGCCUCCGUCUGUGUGGCUGCCCAUUGUCAUCAUAUAAGAAUUCGAUGCCAUUUUCAGUCUCUUUAUUUUUGUUCUUUAGCUUCUGUCCGUAAUUAUUAAAAAACUAUGCUUUCUUUGACAUAUUUACUCACUAGUCCUUGGGAUUUACCUUUCUCUUUUUACCAACUCAAAAAUAGGGCUGUUCUGAUCACCGUUUAUUGCUGUGUGAAACAAAUUUGCACAUUCGAUGUGGGUAAUCCUUCCAGCAAAUGUGAUUGUUCUUCAUUCAUGAGUCUGCUGUCCCGUGAUCUACGUUUUGAGUAAACAUGUACGAUUCUGCCUUUAAAUCUGAUUUGAAGCCAUCUUAUUUCUCAUGUUGAUUGCUUCUCUAUAAAAGAUGAUCCUAUUAUUGUCUAAUUAUGAGGAAAUGAUGAAGAUUUUUGUCAUGCUGGUGGAACAGUCCGGAAUGGAAAUGAAGGUAAAGUUGGCUUACUUGGAAUCAUCACAGACAACGAAAGGCUGGACAAUCAAUUCAGAUUAUUUCUUCCCAGUUGUGAUCCAUUGCAACCGAAAUCAACUGAACCCCCCCCCCCCCAUCCCAUAGACCAGAAACUGUAAAAGAUGAUGUCUUGGAAAAGGGGCUUUAUUUUCACAACUCUAUCGAUCUUAUUUCAUAUCGGGAUCAAAAACUGAAUAAGGUUGAAUCACAAUAGGUCAGCUAAGUGAAAUUAUGGUUUCCUCAAGCUCACUGAGAAACCAUUUGAUUCUUUUCUUAGGCAAAAGCCAAGGAAGAUGAGUGACAUUUCUUUUGUUCUGAGGCUAACAAUACUCAAAACUGUCUCUUUUAAGACAUAAAUGAUGGCAUCACGUAAAUUGUGAUGACUUUAAAAUAGUGUGUAAGCAUCCACCCAUUUUUCUUAGGUGAGAUGGUGUAUCGACAUCUUGGGUAUUUAGUCACUUCGCUUGUAAGUUAUGUCGAAUAUUGAUUCUGCAUCUCUUCCCAUAGUAAUACAGCAUUAUUUUGUUUUGAACUUGAAGCUCCAUUAUCAUUUGGUCUCAAUGCUAUUCCAUUUCUGGUAGAAUAAUUUUUUUCCAAGUAUUUAAAUUAUUGUAGAGGUUUAGUAAUAUUGUCAAUUACCACUGUCUACGGCGCUGUUAAAUUUAGUUCCUUUACAUAUAUAUAAUACAGUCAAGAUGGCAUUUAGGUCAGACGCCUCUUAUGCUCGUCAAGGCCAGUGGCUAUACAAACGCCUGUGAAUCCUAGCGCCUCUGAUCAAGAGCUUCAACAGGUGUAUAUUUCUACUCCUUUUGUUCUCCCUGAGCUCUCUCUCUCUCUCUCUCUCUCUCUCUCUCUCUCUCUCUCUCUCUCUCCCCCUUACUCCCUACCUCCCUCCCUCACCCAUCCGCCUCCCCAUAUAUAUAUAGUUAUACAUAUGUAUAUAUCUAACAGUACAUUUUAUAAUUAAGUAAAUAGUUCUAGGCAACCUUUCUACUUGUGGAUCUUACAAAUAAGGAGAGAUGCGGUUGACUGUUGUUUAUUUGUUUCUUUAACAGCCAGGUUGUCAUAGCAUGUAGUUUAUCAUGCACUUGAGCUAAGUUGAUAUCUCUUGUGACGACUUAUUUCUUUGUGACAACAGUCUUAGUCUAACCGAGCACAAUUCUUUUUGAUCUGGUUCUUCUCUUCGUAGCUUGCACAUCAGCCAUAUUUUGAUUUCUGGGUGUUGCCCACAUGCUUCUACGUACUUCUUAAAGAGCUUUUUCUUGUUGCUAUUUAGGCUUUAGCACCUCACAGAAAAUGAAAUUUCUUUAGGGACUCUCUUCCCUCUAGCUGCUUUGUUUCUAUCUUCCUGAGUAACAAAUUCACAGCUGUCCCUAGGAUGAUGCCAGUCUUUGUCUUGUCGGGGUUUCCAAGUGGCCUACCUGCUUGUACUAAAUCAAGUCCUGGUUUCACCUCUCCAAAUACCCAUGUAAUAACUCGUGCUAAAUCAGAUCAGACGCUAGAUCAGUCAGUGGACAAUUAUUGGGAUUGGUCUAUCAGUGAAACAUCGAAUUCGUUGAAUUUACAUUGAGUAUGGCGUUUCAGGUGCAUAGCUUUUCCUUAUCCAUUGGUAUAUACAAUUUUAUAUUUUGUAUAGCAUCAGCUGUGGAAUCUCGCCCAGAGGACCUCUGCUCUUCCUUUUGGACGAGGCGCAUUUACUUUAGCUACUACCCAUACUCUUCUAACGGAGGUAAAUUCUGUCUUCAUUGCUAUUGAACUUUUUGUGCUAGUGAUAGGUUAAGGUUUUUAUUUACUUUUUACUGAAACUUACAGGCUCUGGUGGUUCCUAGGCUUGUUUUUUCUGGCAGAUUGCCUGCACAACAGAAUGCAACUGUUAGUACUCUCUUCUUUUUCUCAGAGUUUGUCCAAAUUUGGGUUUAAUUUUGUCGCCUUGUCUAAGGAAGGAAUGCUUUAGAUAACGUACAAAAAAUUCCAACAUGUCAUGCACAAACCUCUGGCCUUAGCAUCGGACAAGUGUUGUUCGGUUCACUAGUUCUCUGAUUAUAGUGAUGAGUGGAUGUGAUAUAUUUAUGAAGACUUAGAUGGCCUCUCAAGUAUGACAACUCAAAUUUUGAUAGUGGUGGCUCUGUUCAAUGUUAAAGUUGUAUUCUAUGUUCUUUUUGGCUUCAUGUUCUUUGAUAUAAUGAAUGAUCCUUUCUUUAGGUUGCACCUAUGUGAUAUUCUCCUGUUAAACUUCCUUUUUAUCUAGGUAAAGAAGCAUCUAGCUUUUUUGUUUCAACGUAGCCAAUGCAUUGGGACAGCUUGAGUGCACUAGUUGCUUCUAAGUAUUGUGUCCUCAUUUGCUACAUCCUUUUGACAUUAAAGUAAUAGCUCUUUAUUUCUUUCUACUAAAAGCGCCAUUCUGUUAUUAGCUUUUGUCAAAAAAUUACUAUGCACAAAUAAAUAAACAGGAGAAUGGACGAAAAUAUUGAGCAAUUUUGAUGACUCGAUGAACCUUAUGACUGCAUGAUUCAUGCCACCGUUGCAUGACAGGAUAGGCUCCUAGGUAAUCAGUUCUCACCAAUGUGGCUUGAUUAUGUAUUAGUGUGCUCGACAUGUUGUUUUACCAUUUGCAUGACUCCAUGUCAUGUAAUUGCUUUUACUUGGUAUAUUAAAAAGUACGGAAGAGAUUACAGAUUUCUUUCCCUUCUAUCUUUGGUACCAUUUUCUGAUUUAUGAUAAUGUCAUAUGGAGUUUGUUCCCAUAGAUUAUACCAUCUUAUGAGUCGACUAUCAUUUUACUGUCGACAGGUUUUGUUAUUCAAAAACCUUCUGUAUUGAAAUUCCAUCUUGACAACAGGUAAAUUUGGAUCCGAAUGUUAGAAAUAUAUCAGAACUUGGGUCUUGGCCCGAAUUUCACAAUGGUGUUGCUGCUGGUUUGAGGUUGGCACCUUUUCAGGUUUGUCUUCAUCUCUCCAACCUCUGCUUUGAUGGUUGAUUAGGUGACAAUAAACUUUUUUUGCAUUUAUUUCUACAAAGGUUUGGUUUCUGCUCUACACGAAUGAGAUGACUCUGGGUACUGUCUAAAUUAUUUCCGUAUUCUUGUAGGGAAAAAUGUCAAGAACAUGGAUACAAUAUAACAAACCGGAAGAGCCUAGUGCUAUACACGCUGGGGUUCUUCUGGCGUUGGGAUUGCAUGGACAUUUACGUGUUCUGACAAUUACAGAUGUUUAUCGAUACCUUUCCCAGGUGAAGACCUUCAUUGACAAAUGUUUUCAUGUGUCUCUUUGAGAAUCUGUGGUACUUUCUCUACCUGCGUCUUUGGAUUUCUCGCUUAAAAUUCCAGAGUUUGUAGAUAAUUAUUUUUCAUUAGUAAUUCGUUGUAGAGAAUUCAAGUAACCGUUGUUAAGCCAUACUUGUGUAUCGGUUGAAGUCCCGUGCGUUUUCUGCAAGAUAUAUAUGUUGCUUAUUUUUCUUUUCUGAUAUGCCUGUUUUUCUGUAGGAGCACGAUAAUACUACCGUGGGGGUCUUACUUGGCAUGGCUGCAUCACAUCGGGGAACAAUGCAUCCUGCAAUAUCUAAGGUAAGAUAGUGGCUUUAAUUGAUAAUUUUACUUGUUUCCCAUGAUCCGUGAGCAUUUCAUAUUUUCUCUGGGUAUUUUCUUUUUGAUUGCUUUCUUCUGCUCUUCAUGAGACACCCUUUCUCAGAGCACAUUUUAUAAUAUGCUUUUGAACAACUGGUUUUCUCCUUUCAGCUUACGAUGUUUGUCUUCAAUCUAUUUCUUUCGUUUCUCCCUUUUUGACCGAACUUGCAUGUCAUUCUAUUCAUAUUUUUAUUCCGCUAGGUAGUAGAGUAUUUGAUACAUCCGAGACAUGAUAAGUACAAAAAACAUAAAGGCUGUUUUAGUUUUAAUUCACAAAGCACUUGAAUUAUUGAACGGCCCGUAUUUGAUACAUUUAUAAAUUAGUCCCUACGAAAUUGACCUACUAGAAAUCCUCUGACAUCUACCAUUUGCUGCCAUCUUAGCGUUGUUUAAGGUGAGUCAUAGAUUACCUGAGUAGAUUAAUGAGAGUAAAUGUUUUUUUCUUCUUAAUCACAGAUCUUAACUUAAUCGGGUCAAGUUUGUUUUGGCCUAUUUUGAUGUUUGACAUAGGGAAGUGGUGUGUCUCUAAGUCAAGGUGUUUCAAGGGAUAAGAUUUCUCUUUUAUCUUUGUUGAUGCCUACAUGAUUUCCCCUGUGUUCUUCAGUCUAAGAGAAUGCUUUGAAAAGACAAUAGGUUUGUUUGUUGGAGGAUCCAUCAGGGGCAAUGACUUUUUAGAAGUUCAGAUCUAACGAGAUUAUUGUCCAUCAAAGAUUAUAUUGCGUGGAUCUUGGUCUCCUAAUGUGAUUAAGCUGUAUAACGAGACCAUUUCUCUCCCCUUCUUGUUACCUUUUGUAUUACAUAAUUUCUAUGCUGUAUAAUGUGUGGACAGGUGCCUUCUAUAUUUAUGGGGUUUUCCGAUCUUUUGAGACAAUUGUAAACAGCUCAGGGCUUCUCAGAUUCUUAUUGUCCUUCUGAUUUCUGAAAUCGUACGAACUUUGACUAAGUACCAUUAUGAUUACGUGGUCUUUCUUCCAUUUCGACCUUCAGCUAGAUGGCUAAUGGAUAUUUUAUCUUUCCGUUAGAUGCUAUAUCUCCAUAUUCCUUCUCGACAUCCAUCAUCUUUUCCAGAACUGGAGUUACCAACACUCUUGCAGGUAUGCAAUCGUCCUUUACCUCAGAAGUGCCCUCCUUAUCCUAAAUAUUCAUUUUUUCUGUUUUAUUUCAAUUUUUUAUUUCAGUAAAGAGAUUAUCCAUUGCACAUGAAUAAAUAGGACAAUAAUAGGACUUGUUUCCUACAACUUGUAUCUUGUUACAAGUUUGUGAUAUAUACUUAUAUUAAACAGAAAAAUAAGGGAUGUGCUGCUUUAAAUAUGAAGCGGUUCCAAUCAUCGAAAUAUUAUGAUUCUGAUACCACAUAUUGAUAAUGAUUGGAUUUAUGCAAUCAGGAAGAGUAAAUUUUCUAGAAUCUCGGAAAUAAGUCAAUGUAAAGAUUGAGAAGGUUCUAAAUUUUACCCUUCAUCAUUCAGACAUCAAAAUUUUCUUCUAAGGCAAAGCUCAAGUUACCGCCUUUGAUAUGUUGUUAUAUAAACUUUAUUUGGGUAUUCAGAUUUAUAGCCCUUGAUGAGCAUGCGGACAUGUAUGAAACUGUGGACGAUGCAAACUAGAUAUUUUAACUGUCUUCUCAUCUUGGAGUGUACCGCCCGUUUUGCCUAACAUCUAGCAAUCAGGGCAUAAGCGAAGCUGGGAAAUGGCCCUGUAGCCAUAGAAGCCUUUUAAACAUUUUUUUCGUAAAGUGAAUAGUGCUGCAUAAUUAACAUUGUAUAAAAAAGAAAAAAAAUGUACCGGUAGAUUUCUGAUCAGCUCUCCAAAGACACCAUAUUUGAAAGGUCAGUAAGCUGCAUCUAGACGGUACAGAUACACUUGUCGUCUGAAUUUCAGACAGAAUGCCAUCACUUUCUUGUCAGUACCAUUUUGACUGACUUGAUCUAUCUGUUGCUUUCAUUGUCCCUGCUACGGAAAAAUUUUAAAUGCUGGACAUUACCUUCGUUUCACGCAGAUAACCAACCUUUGGCUAUGCUGAUUUCUCGACUCUAAUCUGUUACUGCAAUGAAACCUCCAGAGCUAGAGUCCUAGAAGGCUGGGCCACCUGUUCUUACGGGGAAAGGAAAGAAACCAGGAGGAUACCUUGGAAAACUUUGACAGAUAAUUGUCGCUAUUUGUUGAACCUGUCAUCUCGAUUACUGCAUGUUUCUAUGAAGAACCAUGAGUACCAAAAUUAAUAAAACUAGGGUGUGAAGCCUUCUUUCCCGUAAUCAUAACUCCAUAAGAAGGAAGAACUUUCUGAUGGACUACCCCCCAUUCCGAUACCUUUAAUCUAUAUCCCAGAGUUCAAAUCGUUAGUUGUAUCCUAUGGAAAUUAAAUUUUUGUUCCACAACAAGUUUGUAUCUUUUAUUUGUAUAUAUUUAUUAGUCAGAUUUAAGCAUAAUGAGAUAUUAGUUUUUCAUCUGUUUGAUCUAUGGAUACUUAUGGAAAACAUGGAAAAAUAAGGAAGUUGGUUUAUACACUGUCAACGCAUGUCAAAUUGAUAUUGACCGCAGAGGACGUGACUUCUAUCUCAGUAGCCUGUUAAUAAGAUCAUUUGCUUUCGGCCUAAAUGUUUAUGCUUCUCAUUUUUGUUCAACUCUCCUUGCAGUCAGCAGCUCUACUUGCCGUUGGUCUUCUUUAUGAGGGAUCAGCACAUCCAUUAACCAUGAAGAUUCUCCUUGUAAUUUACUCCUUUUCUUAUAAUCUGUUGACAUUUUCUUAUUUAUCAUUAUUGAUAUCUUACUAAAUUUAUAGUUUGACACUUUUUUUAAUUAUCACGUACUUAGAUAUAGUCAGUUGAUGGAAUAACAAACCCAGAUGUAACCUCUUUCUAUUGCAUUUAUUGUUUGUGGCUUGUCUCACCUUUUUCUAGGAUUUAUUCAAAUUUGAAAAAAUGAAGUAAUGUUUCAUCACAUUAUUGAGAAGCGGAUGGUAUCGUAGAAGAAAUAUUGAAGAAAGAAAGAUGUCAAAGGCAAAAAGUAGUGGACUUCCUCGUCAUAAUCACCAAAGUGCCAAAAAAAACUUUCAAGGCAUUUUUCUCAUAAACUUAUGGAUAACAAGGAGAUUGUCUAACAGAAAAAACAUGUGUUAGAAUCGUUUUGGUUUAUUAAUUUCUGACUGAUUAUAGGUGACAGUUUUCCAAAGAAUAAGAAAUUAGCUUUCCAUAGAAGCAGUAAACUAGCCCUUGAAGUACUCUAAUUUUUUGAACUAUACACUAGGAAACAGAUUACAAACAAAAACAAAACAAAUAUACAGCUAUACAAUCUUGAAAUUGAGGUCAAUAAGUUUUUGCCUUUAGGAAAUUGGAUCUGCAGAGAUUUGUCGCAAGAUACUGUCAUCCUUGGAAAAUGAGUUGGGUCCCAGUCGGACAUUCUCUUGACUGUACAGAAACGUUGACAGUGAUGAAGCAGAGGAAGAGAACGAAAGUUGGGGAUUGCACAAAGCUCGUCUGCAGCUAUUUCUGAAAUAUUUACUGCGUGCAACUACUGUAACACAAAUCAGAUACAGUUCCCAGAACAAAAGAAAGGAAGAAAACUAAGGAUACAAGCCACAGAGAUGCAAUCGUCGGGUUCUGCAGAACCUUAGCACCUGCUGCGAGAAUCCUUCCUGCUCAAAAACUCUUCUGAUUCUUCCUCUCCUUUGUCUGUCAUUCGCGGUGCCUUAAUCGUCGGGCAUCCUGGUCUUUUCCGUCUACACUGAUAUGUGCGUGGUUGAAUUAUAUCAGAUACAUUUCCAAAAACACUGAAGCUCUUGGGAGCACUUCCUAAACAUGAGAACGGUCUAAACUGCGUAGGGAAACUUAUGGUUUGACCAAAAGACUAGACUUAUGGCCUUCGUAGCUUUGUCUCCAAUCUACUAUUUUCCUUUUUUUUAUCCAUUCUUAUAGUUUUUGGGAAACAGAACUAGAACCCAUUCUUAAAGUCUGACCAUAGUUUCCUAGGCAAUGCCUUAAUGAGAAGGUGGCCUAAACGAGCAAUGUGUCCAGGCCAUGUGGGUUGUUAAAGUGAACUGGUAUUCAUGGGUUCUCAUUCUUGCCACACAUCAUUGCAUUUUGCCAACGAGCCAUUUGUAUGUUGGGCGAAUGGUGAAUGAUAGUAGAAUAUUAGGUAUAUGAUAGUUGUUAAAGAAAUCAAAUUAUAAUGUGUUUUAAAUGUUUAAAUUAUGAAGCAAUUUUUUUUCUUUUUACGUAUAUGAAUAUAUUUAUGUUUGAUGUUAUUUUUAGUAUACUUAGAAUCAAACCUUAUCUUGUUGUCUUAGUAAAGUGGUAGUUUUUUCACCACCUUAAUUACUUCAGGCUACAUUUCUAAAGAAAGAACUGUAGAUGUUGUUUGUUUAACACUUUCGAAAUGAUCAGAAGGUGUAGUUUUAUCUUAACGAUCAGAUAACUCAAAACAUUAUGAACGAUAAUUGUUGUGUUAAGGGCUUCAAGAUAAUGAUCUUGAUCAUGUGCCUAAGGUGCAGAUCUGUGAAGUAAAAUAAAAGCAAAUGAAAUAUAAAAAUUAACAUUAUGUACUGGCUGUUUUAAAAUUUUAAAAAUGAAUUUUACUCUAGAUUUUACCCAUUUCACAUGAGGUUAUAUCAGCUGUUCUAUGCUCACCAGAGAUUUCUGUUGUUAACUUCCUUUCAACAAGGCAUAUAAAUCAUUACGAUGUUCAACAAGUAUUUUUCCUACUUCGAUGUUAUUCCAUUUUUUAAAAUUAGAUGAGUUGGAUCAGAUUGCUGUUGAUGAUCAUGAUGCUUUGUACGGGCAGAGUACGACCUCUUUUUACAAAUAUGAGUAUUACACAAAUUGGUGAUCCUCAAUUGUGCGUGUUACACAAUUAUGCAUGUGCUGCAUGCAUAUUUAGCCAUUCUAUCUAGAGUUGUCUUUGGCAGAAAUCCGUCAUGACUUGCCGCUUGGCCAAGGUUUUAUAUACUUGUUUCCCCCUAAGCCUUGAUUGUUAAUUAUCUUGGCUUAAUUUAUGUCAUAAUAAUUCGAAUUUUACACUUAGUUUCAUUCCUUAAAUUCUUGAUGCAUUCCUUUGAGCAAUAGACUCAUUACUGUGCUUUAUAAAUUUUAUGCUAUGAAAUCUUAAUGUUUCGCCACAAUGUCGGUAUUUUACUUAAACAUUGCUCGUAUGAGUCCUGUUUUACAGGGUGAAAUCGGCCGUAGAAGUGGUGGUGACAAUGUACCAGAAAGAGAAGGUUAUGCAGUUGCUGCUGGAUCUGCAUUGGGACUUGUAGCUCUAGGUUUGCAUAUGCAUGAACUUAAAUCGGGAUUCCUUACAAUACUACCGAUAGUCAUUCAGUUUUUCUUUUUUACUUAAGGGAGAGGGAAGGAUGCGCCUGGAUUUAUGGAAAGCUUCAUUGAUCGUCUUUUUCAGUACAUUGGUUGCAAAGAAGGCCACAAUGUAUGAGUUUGCACUUUAUUUCUGCUAUUGCUGUUCCCCGUGGUAGAAAGCUGUUUUUUAGCUUACAAUAGAAAGCUACCAUUGUAUUUGGAAAGAGUUACUUUCUUUGUCCACAUGGAUCACCAGUUAUUAAUGUCAGCACCAGAUAACAUAUUUAUCUACUUUCCCUAAGAAACAAUGUUUAAUAAAAGACACGAUAGAUGAACAUAAUCGCAAUGUUGGGCAGGUUGAAAAUUUAAUUUAGUGUUGGUAAAAAAAUUUCACUUUGUAUGGUUUGUGUUCCAAGAUAUUACUUCUAAACAUCCUUUGGUAGCAAACAGUGUUUGCCACACGGCUACGCUUUCUCAUGUUAUUUAAUCUUUCUACCUUCAGGUGAUGGACGGAUCUCAGAUCAAUAUAGAUGUGACUGCCCCUGGAGCUACUCUUGCACUAGCUCUGAUAUUUCUAAAGGUGAAGUUUUCUCUAGCAUAGUUACUACAGAUGCCAAAAUAUCAUAUCCAGGCAUAGACUUGAUGAAACUCUGAAGGAAAAAGUCACUGAUUCUUUACCUUUGUCUUCUUGUUACAGACAGAAUGUGAAACAAUUGCCUCGCGUCUCUCUAUCCCUGCCACUCACUUUGAUUUACAAUAUGUGAGACCUGACUUUAUCAUGCUUCGUAUCAUUGCACGUAAUUUGAUAAUGUGGAAUAGGUACUAUCAAUAAUCUGUAUUCAUCCAUUAAUUUAUUACUACAACCAAGAAAUGUCAAAUGGUAUUCAGAAAAUUUAUUUUAAAUUUUGUAGUGUUCAGCCUUCAAGGGAUUGGAUUGAAUCUCAAAUUCCGGAAAUUGUUAAAAUGCGAAUAUCAAGAAUGAGAGACGAGACCGCUGACAAUGGAUUUGAUGCAGAAGCACUAGUUCAGGCCUAUGUGAACAUCGUUGCCGGGGCCUGCGUUUCACUUGGUUUGCAUUUAGGACACUGCUUUUGUUUAUACACGGGCAUUUUUUUACAAUACUCGUUUGUUCAUGAAUCUUAUACACAAUCAAAUAUGGCUGCAUUAUCCAAUAAUGGAUGUGUUCAAUUGCUUAAUCUCAUAUUUGUUCAUAUCCAGACUAUUAUUUUGGAUGAGAUCUUUAAACAAUCUUUUCUGGAGUAAUGGUAUUGUAUUAUGUUUGCAGGGUUAAAAUUUGCUGGUUCUAGAAAUGGUGACGCGCAAGAGUUAUUGUAUGACUAUGCAGUAUAUGUUCUUAAUGAAGUGCGUCCGUUUCUCCUUGUGAAUGAAAGUUUUCUGCUGAUAUGAGUUUUGUCACCCUUUACAAGUUGUUUCAUGGACCUCUGUUCAAUAUGUUUUGCAGAUAAAGUCAGUUUCUGGAAAGAUGAGCAACUCCUUACCGAAAGGAUUAUCAGAAUUUGUGAGUCGUGGGACGCUGGAGACUUGCCUUCAUCUUAUUGUUCUUUCACUUUCCGUGGUAUGUUGACCAUCCCUUCUCAAAAAUGAAUUAGAUUGUUAUGUCUUUUUCCUACUUAGGACGCCUUAGAGAAAGAAGGCUCCAUCACACUGUAUUAUUCAUUUUGGGAAUAUUUUGACUUUUAAUGCAUAUGAUGCAGAACUAUACAGUAUGCAUCUGUUCUCCUCUCUUGACAUAUUAUGUAUUCAAUGCCAAAAUCGUGCUAAACUGUCAAAUAUUAUUAUGAGCUUCUCUCUCGUAUUCUUGACUUCUGUUAUUUAGUUUUUUGAUAGUUCUUCAAUAGGACUCUAUUUCGGCUGUUAUUCAAUGAUCAUUUUACCCCCGAGAACAGGUCAUGGCAGGUUCUGGACAUCUUCAAACAUUUAGGUUGUUGAGAUUUCUUCGGAGCAGAGGGUCUGUGGAUGGACAUGUUAACUAUGGAAUCCAGAUGGCUGUAAGUUCUUAUUUUUAUUGUGGGCAUUUGAUAAUGAGACUUGGUUGUUUUUGCUUUCCUUUUUUUCAUUCGUCCGAGGAAUAGACGUUUCGGCUUGUUCCCAUGAAGAAACUUUAACUAUAAUGUAGUCAAAGAAUUUGUGUGCAAACGUUGCUUCUAGAAACCUUCGUUGGGUAUAUGCAGUGUCUGUCGGCAAAGUCGCAAAUGGCAUGGGCUUGUGCAUGCAUAAAAAUCGUGGAGGUUGGGCUUCUAAAAAAGGAAAUUUGAGAGAGGAGGUGGACGUGGAAUUCACAGAGCCUGUGGAUAUUUUUCUAGCAAUUUAUGGACGUAUAGAAAAAAGAUAACGCAGAUAUGAUCAGAAUGUGUGUAAGCCUAUGAUGCAGUCAAAGAGGCAUACACUGCCCACAAGAAGUACAGAUGACGCUGCAGCCUUAUCUGAUAGAAUAUAGGUCAGAAGGAAGAGAAAGCUAUGAUAGUUUGCCACAAGUAGAGACAAUGCGGAGAAUUAGAGGCUUGUCCUCUCUGUGUGUAAGUACUUGAGCAAAGAAGUCAAAUAGGAGAAAUAAAAAUAUCAAGAAACUGUAAAAGGGGAUAUGCCAUCUUCUCUAAACAAUUUGAUGGGGAGGCCUCGCAGCAGAUUACGAAUAUAGAUAAUCUGAGCAUGUUCACCUGCUUGAAACUGAUUUUUUUUCUUAUAUAAUGAUUUCGUAUUUUAAUGGAGUGUAUAGUGCGUUUUACUUGUAUCAAAGUGCCCUUUUUGCUUCAAAUUUUUUAGCUCUUGCAAAUAUUUUUAAGUUUUUCCUUGAUAGAAUAACUCAUGUCCAUGAUCACUUUCCUUAAAAAGAUGCAGUAUUUCAGAAGGUUUGUUAUCAUUAUGGCAUGAAGAAUAGCUAUGCUUAUCGUAUUAGGAAAGAAUAUGGCUUUGCUUCAAUGGAUAUAUGAUGUUUUUUUACUCGCUCUGGUCUUUCACGACAUUUAAAUUUAUUUUUUCUGGUCAUAAUGUUUGCCUUCAAUGUUCUCUUUAUAGGUAAGUUUAUCCAUUGGAUUUCUGUUUCUUGGAGGAGGCAUGCAAACUUUCUCCACUGCAAACAGUGCCAUCGCUGCUCUGUUGAUUACCUUGUAUCCACGUUUGCCUACCGGGCCAAAUGACAACCGUUGCCAUCUUCAGGUUUCCAGCCUUCUCAUCCUACUAACUGUGCGAAAUUUUAUUCUUUGAAGCAAAUCGCUUAUAGUGGCAUAUUUUUGUUGUAGGCAUUCAGACAUUUAUAUGCCAUUGCCGCAGAAUCUCGUUGGGUACAAACAGUUGAUGUCGAUACUGGUCUCCCAGUUUAUGCACCUCUUGAAGUCACUGUCGCCGAGACCCAGAACUUUGCUGAAACUAGCUUAUGCGAAGUCACGCCUUGCAUUCUACCAGAACGUGCUGUUGUAAGUAUAUGUGAUAUUGAUUAUUAUCACAGCCUCAAUUCAUGAAGGUAUUUUCAAUGCACCCAAGCCAUUAGGAUAUUUAGUCACAUGUGGGUGCAAGUAUAAAAGUUGAAAGUUAAAACACGAAACGUGAGUUAUAUAAUUCCCUUUGUUCGUCUUAUAUCAGUGAUGUCACAUGUGGGUGCAAGCACCUUCUGGAUCAUAACAUACCAUACUGAGGUUACAAACUUUCACUCCUUUCACGAGGACCAAAUCUAGUGCCAUAGAAUACGAUGCCAGCCUAUAGUAUCAACUAGUGGCUUUCCCUAGCUAUGAUAUACCCACUGAUGCCAUCAUGAUGGCGCCAAAUGAUAUUUUCAGUUAUUUCACGUCUCAAUAAUUCCUUCGGAGUCUAACUGUGCUGUUUUCCACCAAGCUAGAUAUCUACUUGUCUACCCUUAUCCCGAGACAUUUAUUUUAUUGAAAUUUCCAUUAUUGUUAUUUUAUUUUAUGUUGCAGCUGAAGACUGUUCGGGUGUGUGGUCCUAGAUAUUGGCCUCAAGUGAUACACCUUACUCCUGAAGGUUCUUAGUGGAUCACAAAUAUUUUCACGGCUAUUCAUUUUUCUUAUUUUUAUUGAUUACUUAAUUUUAGCGUUUAUUGAAUAGAGAAGCCAUGGUGGAGAUCAUUUGAAAGAAACAAUCCAUUUAGUGGAGGCAUUCUUUAUAUAAAACGGAAGGUUGGAGUUUGUUCAUACGUCGAUGAUCCUACUGGGUGUCAAUCUUUGUUAUCACGGGCAAUACACAAGGUUAUCUCUAUCUGGAUAUUUUAUUUUCUUCUCCUUUCAACUUUCACGGAAAUUUUAUUCUGAAGACAUCAAUUUUAAAUUUUCUGUGCAGGUUUCUGCUGUACCAUGCCAGAGCAGUCCAGAUGGAACUGUAUGUGAUGGCAGUAAACCCACUGAAUUUAAGGUCGAUCAGUUGGUUGGUACAUUUUCUGCUGAUCCAAGCUUAAUUGCUUUUGCACAAUUUUGCUGUGACUCUACCUGGAAUACUAGGCAAGACCCAUUCACUCAUUCCCUUCUAGAGUUUGAAGAUCUUUAAUGUUCCCUUUGAGACAUCUAUUGAUAAUUGAUAUGUUGUUCAUGUAUAUUCAAUUCUUCUCUACCGGUACUUUGUUUAUUAUUAUUAUUAUUAUUAUUAUUAUUAUUAUAUUAAUGCGAUGCAAUUGUAAAAGAUGAGUAAGCACAUCCUAGCAAUCCACAUCAUUGUCUUCACUAUUAUACGUUUUGUUCAACGGUUUAACAUUAGUUUUAAUAGAAAUUGAUCUGCAGUCACAUAAAAUGAGCGUCAAAAGAAACAUAAAUCUGAAACCAAGAUUGACGGGGCCUAUCGAUCUAGAUUUUGGACUUGACCGGCCGUAUCCAAUGUCUUGGAAUACUUUCACACACUUUAACAGCCAUGAGCUUCAAUCUGGACCAGGUGGAGCCCUGGGUCCUAGAGAUAUCUAGAUUACGAAUUAGGAUAACUAAUUUAGUUUGGUUUGCUCCAAUACAUCGGGAAAAUUUUGACGCAUACGCAGAGGACCAAUGCAGAGCUGGAACGCAACAUUGAAUAAUGGGGAUUUGAAUAAGGCGAAGUGGGUCACCCAGUUUCCAUGUGGAUAAAUUUAACGUCUGGCUACACUUUGAACUGUGCUUCAUCACACGUAUCUUAGGAUCACUUAACUUACAAUCCUUUUGCACUAAUUUUUCUGUGGCUGAACCUUGUAUGGCAGUUUAAUUGACCCUCCUUUUUUUUCAUCUGUUCGAACUGGAAAUUGUUAUUUGGAUGAUCACAUCAUAUUUAUUUUGAAUGUCACACCUGAGUAUCAGAUUCUUUCUGGGAAGUGGUGUUAGCCCAACUUUGUUGGGCAAUUGAGAACUCCCAAGUUAAGGAGGUGAACCUUGAUGCGAAUAAUUGCACGGUUACCAUAAAACCAUAUUGAUAUUACGAGUUUACCUUUGUUUCUUUCUCCAAAGUUUAUACUGGCUUCUCCGUGUGUGCAUGAUUUCAUUGACCAAGAUUUAGGCUCAUUUUGUUUCGGGUUGACGACUGAUUUUUAUGAUCAACUAUUCUGUUGAAGAUGAAUCAAAAUUCACCUUAGUUUGCGAAUUGCAGAUCAACUGUACCAUUUAAAUAACAUCCACAUAAAUCUGUACUUUUCAGAUCUGAUGCUGAUUUCCAGGACUUUUGCUCACAAGUCCUAUUAGAAUGUGUUAGCAAGGAUAGACCAGCUUUGUUACAGGUUAGUACUGGUUUAUAUUAUUAUUUACUGUAUUUCUUACAGCAUAGAGGCUAGAUAAGCGUGACAAUUAAGGUAACGAUGAAAGUGUUUUUUAAUAGAAUUUCCAUGAUCUUCGUUGCUAAGAGAAUGCUAAGUCACAUUCCAAUUUUUUUCCAUUGCAAUAUAAAGCAUGUUCGAGAGAUAUGUCAAUCUAAAUGACAGAUUGUCUUUGGCUAGGGACCCACUUCUGUCAUCUUGUUAUCAUAUGCUGUUCCAACCACUUCUUUUAAAAGUUUUAUUGGUCAUUACAUGAUAGUAAUAUGGCUCCUACAGGUUUAUCUCUCAUUUUACAUCUUCAUCGGGUCUAUGUGGGAACAAGUGAAGUUUGGCUACCUGCACUUCAACGAUUCAAUUUUUCUUUCCAGCCUAAAGGUAUGCAUUUGAAUAUCUUUUUUCUUCUGAUUGUCGUUGUACCGACUACCCAGAAGCAAAACAAAAACGGAAAGAGUGUGUGCUCGAGAAAGCUUUUCUGAAAUGGGUAGCGGGUGGUUGAGAGUGCUAUAAAAGAAAGGCCUUGAUCCUGAAGCCACUUUCUCAGACGCCUAGACUGACCAUUUAAAGCCAUUUUUGUACGUCCCCAGUUGUCAAUCUAGGGCAUUAUAACAAUCAUUUGGCAUGCUGUGUGCGAACUCCCCAGUGUGUCUGUAGUCAAACUUAAUAGAUAAACUACAUAGAGGGUCUGAUUUGGAAAUUGACAAGGGAAUGCUAAUACAGUAUGUGUCCCUCGAUUGCAGAUCCCUAGACAGAAAGAAUUGUUGGUUAUGAGAGCAAUAUCGUGUGGUUGUUAGAGCCAGCUACCCUUUUUUUUUUUUCUAAACUGUCGCAGCACUAGCAUCUGAUUUUCAGACCUUCUCCGUCCCUUUUCUUAUCUUUCUCUAGUAUAGGUUUUUUUUCUCUAAUGUGGGUAGUGAGGGAGUGAGAAAAAAAUGCUUUUUUUAGGUACAUUCAUUGUAAAUAAUGUCCCAGAAAAUACGCUGGAUAUUCAACGGUCAAGCAGUUAAAAUCUUUUGAGCAUCAGAGACUGAUAAUUCGCACUCUAUGCAUGGCCCAAGGAAGGGUCAUUAGAGGAAAACCUCCUCAGAGAGAGUAGAGAGUGAGCAGCAUUCUUGUAGCUCCAGAUCAUGGUUUGGUGGACGACGAGAAUCGACUGAUCUUGUGGCUUGUAUCCUUUGACAGAUUAGGUGAUAUUGCUCAGUUUUUUGAAGCUAUUGAUUUCAUAAAAACAUAGGAAAAUUGUGUUGGGCUUUUUUGUAUCAAUUGUACCGGGCAUCCAAGAAGACGAUACCAGCUCGAUUUUCACUUUGAACGACUCAGUUUCAGUUUGCAGGGAUUAUUGAGAAAACCCAUUCAAAAUCGUUAGUGUCUCUUUGAAUGUCUUUCAGUCUCUGGUUCGGUCGAUUCCGUGUUGAUCAGGAGUGCGUAGAUCGGAGAGUCUGAGUCAAAUCACAUGAGUUCUUAGUCGAAUCUAGUUGAGAAAUUGUGUUGUCAGGAUUGAAUGACUGCAAGUUCUACCCUUGUAGUCCAUCAUGAUUAGCGAUUGGACUAUGUUUUCUGAGUUAUUUCAUCAGCAUUUCCAAUUGUUUGGCUCCUCCUAGCUCACAUGAUCCACAGCCAGCUCUGAACUACAUCAUGAUUCCAUGGCUGCUUUUCUUGAAUUAUAGAGUCACUAUAUGAGAUAUUAAAUUAUUUCACGUAGUUGAAUGAGCAACCUUCUCUCUUUUACAAGUAUCACCCAGGGAAGCCCUUUGAGCUCCUGUUUUGUUCUUCCUUUACUUCCUGCAGAUCGCUAUUGCAUAUAACGAUGCUUUCGUUCGAGGCAGACUGACCAGCCCGAGAGGGGCGAUCAUGCAACCGACGUUCAUCGAAUCGCUUGGGAGGCGUGUUGAGGAGAUGCUAAAUUUUUCUCGUGAGCUCAGAGUCAACCUUGUUGGCUAUUUGGGAGGCAAGUGGCCGCAUGAACAGGGAGAUAAGACGGCCGCCAUCCUCCUUUCAUGGUACCUUCAGUGGUUCGGAAUCCCCCAUCCACACCUUGUGAAGUCAGCUCUGGUCAAAGUCAAGCCCGAGACUAUGAGGUCGUCGGCUGUCCCUCUCCUGUCCAUGCUACUGCCAAGAACCCGAACUAGCGCUCUUUCUGAGAUUCACAAGAUGUUGUCCUCUUAG
This is a messenger RNA of Spirodela intermedia, 28241 nucleotides long. The record is from the annotation of a GenBank genome assembly. NCBI's taxonomy places the organism in Eukaryota, Viridiplantae, Streptophyta, Magnoliopsida, Alismatales, Araceae.